AUGAUUCCAAGGCUAUAUCGGAGUUUUUCAAUAUCGACUACUUUGCGUAAUGAACUACUAGACACGGCUAAGAUGUUACAAUCGAGUUCCCUGAACACUUUAAACCAGCCCAAAAAUUUCAAAAUCCACACCACUAAACCAACAUCGCCAGAAUCUUACGAACGAACCGUUUAUCCAACCAACUACAAUAAACCACAAGAUGAAACCUUGGAAAAUUCUGAUAUUCCAAUGAUCAAAAUAACCGAGCUAUCUCGUGAUUUAACUACGGGUCUAACCACUGCCACUACAUCCAUUGCAGAUUAUUUCUUUGGUAAUACUCAUCAUUCACAUCAUGUAUUCUACCUGAACCUAACUGUUCUUAAAGCUAAACGUGCUGCAAAAGUUGAGAACAAAAAAUUUAUUGAUUUAAAAUUGAUUAAAUUGACCAGUGGGAAUGGUGGUAAUGGAUGUGUUUCAUUUUUCAAGGAUAAUUUCAAACCAAUGGGACCACCGGACGGAGGUGAUGGAGGCAAUGGUGGUAGUAUUUAUUUGAAUGUUGUUGAUAAAAAUAUCACUAGUUUACAUGGAUUACAAAAGAGAUAUGUAGCUAAAGGUGGACAGCCAGGUAAAGGAUCACAAUUGGAUGGGAAAAGUGGAGAUGAUAUAAUUAUUGAUAUCCCGUUGGGGACAAUAGUUCGAUGGAUACCAGAUCCUCAAGAUUUUAAAAAAUUCGUUAGUCAAAGAGAAGGUGACGCAUUAAAUGAUGUUUUCAUGGAAUUUGAUAUUGAUGAUCGUGAUUUUAUUCAGUUGAAUCGUGGAGGAUACCGUCCUGGCGAAGGAUGGAUAUUUAAAGAGCAUGAUGAAGAAUAUUUUAGAGACAAGGAUUUUUUCCAAGAUUUGAAUGAAAAAGUUACUGGUUAUGAUGAGGAAUUACUAUUUGAAGAAAGUUAUAAUGAUAGGUUCCCCAUUGUCGGCUUAGAUUGUAAUCAAGUUACGCAGAAGCCUCUAUUAUUGUUACGUGGUGGUAAGGGAGGACUUGGUAAUAUGCAUUUUUUGACUAAAGAAAUCAAAGGACCAAGGUUUUGUAAAAUGGGGAGACCAGGAAUUACUGCUAACUUUUUGUUGGAAUUGAAGCUAAUUGCUGAUUUGGGGUUGGUGGGAUUACCUAAUGCCGGCAAAUCUUCUUUGUUGAGAGCAAUUUCAAAAGCUCGACCAAGGGUUGGUCAUUGGGAAUUUACUACUUUGCAACCUACUGUGGGGACAAUCUUUACAAGGAUUGAUAAGGACCCAUUCACUGUGGCUGAUAUUCCAGGUAUUAUAAAAGGUGCAUCCCAGAAUAAAGGAAUGGGUUUGGAUUUCUUGCGACACAUUGAGCGUUCAGGAGGAUUGGUGUUUGUUGUUUCGUUGGAGUCGGCAAAUCCAGUCGAUGAUUUGAAAAUCUUAUUAGAAGAAGUGGGUCCUCGUCGUAUGAAAGAUAAAAAUGUAUUGGUGGUUGCUACAAAAGCUGACUUAAGCUCUGAAGGUGCUAAUUUCAAGGUGCUCCGUGAUUACAUUGAACACAAUCAUAGCGAAUGGAAGAUUGUACCUGUUUGUGCUCCAAAGGGAGAGAAUGUUGAGAGGUGUAUCAAGUUGAUGAGUGAAAUAGCUCAGACGAAGAAGAAACCUUAA
Candida albicans SC5314 is the source of this 1647-nucleotide messenger RNA. It is a transcript of the gene MTG2, whose product is annotated as putative GTPase. Gene Ontology annotation, cellular component: mitochondrion. Bases 1 to 1647 code for a protein of 548 amino acids. NCBI's taxonomy places the organism in Eukaryota, Fungi, Ascomycota, Pichiomycetes, Serinales, Debaryomycetaceae. The record is from RefSeq and is a predicted model, not a curated record. Gene Ontology annotation, molecular function: GTP binding; GTPase activity. The transcript has a single exon.